This is a messenger RNA of Polyodon spathula (Mississippi paddlefish), 5238 nucleotides long. Its product is annotated as ras GTPase-activating protein 2-like. Gene Ontology annotation, biological process: intracellular signal transduction; regulation of GTPase activity. The record is from RefSeq and is a predicted model, not a curated record. Lineage: Eukaryota; Metazoa; Chordata; Actinopteri; Acipenseriformes; Polyodontidae. Bases 69 to 2555 code for a protein of 828 amino acids. The transcript is spliced from 24 exons.
UUGCAUUCAUAAACGGAUAUUAAGUCGACCUAGUGAAUGUACAGUAAAUCACACAGUUUAGUUGCACCAUGGCGGAAGAAGAUGAUCCGGCGCUUCGGACUUUACAGAGCCUCAGGGGGAAAAUUUGUGAAGCAAAGAACUUGCUUCCAUACACCGGACCAAACAAGAUGAGAGGUUGUUUCUGUACAGUAAGCCUGGACCAAGAGGAGGUUUUUCGCACCAAGGUUUUUGAAAAAAGUUUAAGCCCCUUCUAUGGAGAAGACUUCUACUUUGAGAUCCCAAGAACUUUUCAGUAUUUAUCCUUUUACGUGUAUGCUAAGGGAUUUAUGCAAAGGGAUUUGCCAGUAGGCAAAGUUGCAAUUAGAAAGGAAGAUCUCAGUAAAUACAGCGGGAAAGAACACUGGUUUAGUUUGCAAUCUGUGGAUCCGAACUCUGAAGUACAGGGCAAAGUUCACAUUGAGAUGAAACUCAACGAACUUAUUACGGAUAAUGGAUCUGUGUGUCAGCAGCUUGUAGUGCGAAUAAUUGAGUGCCAAGGCUUGCCACUGAUAAAUGGCCAAAGCUGUGACCCGUACGCAACUGUGUCUCUUGUUGGACCUUCUAGGUCGGAUCAGAAGAAAACCAAGGUGAAAAAGAAAACAAGUAGCCCGCAGUUUGAUGAAACGUUUUAUUUUGAGGUGACAAGGUCCAGCAGCUACACAAAAAAGUCACAAUUCCAGGUUGAAGAAGAGGACAUUGAAAAGCUUGAAAUUAAGGUGGACCUGUGGAACAAUGGGAACCUUGCACAGGAUGUUUUUCUGGGAGAGACCAAGGUAUCGGUGAAGGUUUUAAGAAAUGAUUCAUCUCAUCAGGCUUGGUAUUUGUUACAGCCGAAAGACAAUGGCAACAAGACCUCAAAAACCGAUGACUUGGGCUCCCUGCGAGUAAAUCUAACCUACACAGAAGACCAUGUCCUUCCGUCGAACUACUACAUUUCUCUGAGAGAUCUGCUGCUCAAAUCACCAGAUGUUAAGCCUAUCUCUGCCUCCGCUGCUCACAUUUUGUGCGACAUCUGCCGAGAGCGAUACGAGGCGGUGCUGCCUGUUGUACGGCUGCUAUUGCAUUACAAUAAACUGGUUCCUUUUGUAACUGCUAUAGCUGAGCUGGAGCUUGAGCAGACACAAGAGGCCAAUACAAUUUUCAGAGGAAACUCCCUGGCAACUCGUUGCUUGGAUGAUAUGAUGAAGAUUGUUGGGAAACGAUACCUGAUUGUAACUUUGAAGCCUGUUUUAGAUGAGAUCUGUGAAUCUAACAAACCAUGUGAAAUCGAUCCUAUAAAGCUGAAAGAAGGGGACAACGUAGAAGUAAAUAAGGAGAAUCUGCAUCAGUACGUGCAGAAAGUCUUCAAUUCCAUUGUGCAUUCAAGUAUGACCUGCCCUACCCUGAUGUGCGACGUGUUUAAUGCUUUGAGACAAAUGGCAACAAAACGCUUUCCUGAUGACCCCCAUGUGAAGUACUCUGCAGUGAGCAGCUUUGUGUUUCUGCGGUUCUAUGCAGUGGCUGUGUUAUCUCCUCACAGUUUCCAUCUCCGAUCUCAUCAUCCAGAUGCACAGAUGUCUCGAACAUUAACGCUCAUUUCCAAAACUAUUCAAACAUUAGGAAGUUGGGGCAGUUUAUCUAAAAACAAACUGUCAAGUUUUAAGGAGACCUAUAUGUAUGAUUUCUUCAAAUCCUUCCAAGAAGAAAAAUGUAUAGAAGAAGUUAAAAGGUUUUUAGAUGAAAUUUCCUCAACAGGAAGUAAAGAGUCCAGUGGAGUAGAAGAGUCUUUGAUUCUUAAAGAAGGUGAAGUACAUAAAAGAGCUCAGGGAAGGAGACGACUUGGCAAAAAAAACUUUAAGAAGCGCUGGCUCCGUUUGACCAACAGAGAGCUCUCCUAUCACAAGCAACCAGGCAAAGAAGCAUUGUGCAUAAUUCCCAUCAAAAACAUUCUGGCAGUGGAGAGUGUUGACGAGUGUGCAUUUAAUAGAAAAAAUAUGUUCCAGGUAAUUUAUACUGAGAAACUGCUUUACGUUCAAGCAAAUAACUGUGUGGAGGCCAGCGAGUGGGUGGAGAUUCUCAGCCGGGUCAGUCGCUGUAACCAGGGCAGACUGAGUUCUUACCACACCUCAGCCUAUCUCUAUGGAAGCUGGCUGUGCUGCAAGGCCACUUCUGAGUCGCAUGCUGGCUGUAAGCCAUGUACCGCGACCAUGCCGGCAAAUAUCCAGCUUGAUAUUGAUUGUGACCGAGAAACGGAGAGGAUCUAUUCAUUAUUCACAUCAAACAGUUUAAAACUACAGAAGUUGGAAGAGGCCUGUGCAAGUAUAGCGGUGUACCAAGGCCCUCAAAAGGAGCAAGACGAUUAUUCCCAUUUUACAAUCGAGGAUUCAAGGGAAACUUUCAACACGAUUAAACACAUCCGCGAAGUUACGGAAAAGCUUCUAGAACAUCAUGAGACUUUCCAAAAGAAAAGAUCAACCAGCACUAAAUACGGCAGCGAGGACAACCCAAUUGUAGGAAAGGCAUCGCAACAUCAAUGAAGACAGCAUGGAAAAGCAUUUAGAGAACUGGAAUUCUACAAUUUGUAAAUGCCACGCAUUGCUUCAUUGAGAUACUAAACACUGGAAUUGCACUGAAACUGCAGGUGCCACUCAGAAGAACACACAUCCAUUUCUGUUAAUGCAAUACAAAUAUCUGGAACAAGUACAAUUAGUGAAUUUGUGUGUGUGUGUGUGUGUGUGUGUGUGUGUGUGUGUAAUUUUGUACAGAAUGCCAGAGAAUAACUCCAUUUAAAAAUAAGAAUAAGCAACUUUGCAAUUGCUGCUAAUAUAAUUUAUAUCCGUUCAUUUCUUAUUAUAAUUUAAAUGUGCCAGUAAUUCUACAAUUAUGAAGCCGCUUUUUUAUUUUACUUUUUUAAUGGUAAUAUCUUAUUAAAAUGUUCAAAAAGGGAAUAUUAUAGCUUUGAAUGAACAGCAUGUGUGGUGUUGAAACUCCAGUGUGUAUGCAUGCUUUUAGCGCACACAGUUUUGAUGGAAAGUAACUAACUAAUCUGCCUUAUUUGUUUUUUUAUUAAUGUUUUCAUUUGCAUGUAAAUUAUAUCCUGAAAGAAAUCACAUACAAGCACUUUACAAAUUUGGAAUAUUCCAGAUACAAUUAUUUAGAUACUUUUAGUAUCCAUUUAUUACAUUUUGAUCAGUUUAAAUGAUCAAUGUUUUUAAACUAUAUAUACAUAUGUACAAACAUAUUUGUAUCCUGUUGAUUUUUGUUAUAACAAAUUUCUAACACCAAAGAGAUUUUUCACCUAAUAAACUUGAAAUAAAAAAAUAAACAUUUUGAAAAGGAAGGUAAUUUCAGCUUUUUCAUACAAGUCUUUUGUUUUUAAAAACCCGCCUUAGCUUGAUCUCUAUUGGAACCCUCGUAUUAAGAAGUCAUUGCUUUUUUCUAAGGCUGCCACCUUUCAAAACCUAGACGGGUGAUGAGCAGUUAAAAGUUUAAAGCACAUUUUAGUGGCCCAAUUCCUGGUCUCCAUACAUUUAGCAUUCCUCUGUCCAGACUGGGUACCUUAUUGAACAUUCCACCUGUUGUUGUACUGCAAGUAGUUUUCAGGCUUGUGACUUUUGUAUACAUGGACUGUUCAUUUUAUUUCAGAUUUUGACCAAUGCAUAUUGUUUUGGGAUUUUUUUUUUUUUUUUUUUUUUUGGUUUGUUUUUAAAUUGUGGCAGAAGUGUUGGUCACACAAGUAUUAAUUAGCAUGUUACACUAAUAUUUUACCUUUUAAACUGGGUACACCUGAGAGCAACAGAAGCAUGCAGUAGAGUCCAGUAAUCUGGAAUAUCCUGUUGGGUUUCUAACUGGCAGCAGUAUGCCUUGCCCGCAACUACAACAUUGGUGAUUUGUUUUUCAGUAUCUUUCAGUUGUACUGCUGUAAAUAUUAUUUGUGAAAUACUGUUUUUUUUUUUGGUUUGUUUUUUCUCUCAUUUAUCAAUAUUGUGCUUAAAAGGCAAGUUUAGAAUAUGGUACAUACAUAAGACCAUCUUGUUGCAGCUACAUAUACCAUAAAGCAGUGUGGGGCAAUGGUGUUUGUCUGCAGUGAAAUAGUAGGAACAAUCGCACAAUCAGACUGCUUUUAAAAAACAUAAAUCAGCUGACUGAGAAACAGAAACGGCCAUACUGUAUCUCAAGCAAUGGAAGGUAGCAUUCUGGUACGCCCAUGUUGUUUUUAUACUUAGAAAUGUUAAACCAGAUACACCAAGUAAAUAAGGUUUAGCUCAUGAUUCAGAAGUAUUAUAAAGACAAUAUCAAGUUUUUGUGUUGUGUUGUUUAAAACGGUAGAUAAGAAUUUCUACUCCAUUUCUCUUUACUUGGCUAAGCAUAGUUGCACUGCUUAUUUUUUGAGGACCUUUUUGUAAAAUCAGUAUGAAAUUUCAAUGCGAUCAUCAUGCUGACAGUUUACACCUUCAGUGUGAAACUGUGAGAUUUGUAGUGCUUUUGGUACUGUUGUUGGUACACUGAUUCUAACAUUUUGUUAAUGUGACCUUGAAUGAGAUUAUGCAGAAUAACAACUGUCUGAUUCAAUAGACAAGUGGCAUGUUUCAUACUGUAUAGUUGACAUUAUUUAGACUGCAGAAACAACUUCUCACUGUUUCAGAAAGUCUUAGUGGUGAGCUGUGGGAUUGUGAGAUAACUGAAAAGAAUAAAUUGUAACUUGCAACAUAUUGCAACGUGGUUUCUUGUUAUGUCAUUUACCACAAAGAUGCUAAAAAGUGUGUGGAGUCCACACAGUACAUUGAACUAAUUGGUUUCAGGUAAGAGUAUAAAAAAACAAAAUUUCUGACAAAAACCACAAACUUUUGUGCCAUGUUUUCAAAUGUAUUGGAUGUGUAACAAGAUCAGUUUUCUCAGACUACCAGUGUACAUGAUGAAUGGUUUAGAGAAAACUGGUUCUGUAGGAACUGCAAUGCUAGAAAAUAUAGGUUUCCAGAACAAAUCUCUUGUGUUCUGUUUAGAAAAAGUUCAAUGAACAAUGAUUUUACUAUUCUGUACUUUCAAAUGUGAUCGGUACAAGUCCUUUUAAACAUUUCAAUAAUUAUGCAAAUUAACCUACAUAUUGUUUGGAUUAAUGUACAGUGAAUCAUGUCUUAAUGUAGUUGAUUUUUAUAACUACAUAUUUUGUCUGUAUUUUUUUUUUGUUAUUUAAAAUGUGUUUUAAAUAAACUAAAAUUA